Messenger RNA from Fundulus heteroclitus (mummichog), 4314 nucleotides. RefSeq names its product ArfGAP with SH3 domain, ankyrin repeat and PH domain 2b (gene asap2b). The transcript is spliced from 28 exons. Gene Ontology annotation, molecular function: GTPase activator activity; protein binding. Gene Ontology annotation, cellular component: cytoplasm. The coding region runs from base 403 to 3429 and encodes 1008 amino acids. Gene Ontology annotation, biological process: positive regulation of GTPase activity. The record is from RefSeq and is a predicted model, not a curated record. Lineage: Eukaryota; Metazoa; Chordata; Actinopteri; Cyprinodontiformes; Fundulidae.
AGCGCAAACUCUGUCUGCUAAAACCCAAAAAGUAGAAGUUUAACCGCGGCCGGCCCAGUGGGCGUGGCCGGGGAGGGCUCCGGUUCCAGGAAGCGGCAGCAGUGCGCUCUGGCCGCGUCUGUCUCCGCCCUGCUCGGUGCUUCCUCAGGUGAGCCAGCGGCUGGACGCGCAGAGGAAUGUGGCUGCGCCUCAAACAUGGACUCCACGCUUCUGCCUGACGCGACGUUAGCCGAGGCUGGUCGAGGGUUCGAGCUCCUGCUAUGAGGAUUUCUGAGCGGAUCUGCGUUGUGUGACGGUCCGGGUAACUUCUGCUCUCCUGCGGCCAGGUGUGGCAGCUCCACCUGCGGGCUUUCCAGGGUUCUGCUGAGGGGGGGGGGGGGGGUUGUUUAAGCGCGCCUCAAGAUGCCGGCGGAUCAGAUCAGCGUGACGGAGUUUGUUGCGGAGACCAAUGAGGACUACAAGGCUCCGACCACCUCCAGCUUCACCACCCGGAUGUCCCACUGCAGGAACACAGUGGGGGCUCUGGAGGAGGCUUUGGACCUGGACAGGGCGGUUCUGUAUAAGAUCAAGAAGUCGGUGAAGGCCAUCCACAAUUCUGGUCUUUCUCACGUGGAGAACGAGGAGCAGUACGCCCAGUCCAUGGAGAAGUUCGGCGCCAGCCACAUGACCGAUGUGGACGGCGAGCUCGGUGCCGCCUUCCUCAAGUUCGCCGUGUUCACCAAAGAGCUGGGCGCGCUCUUCAAGAACCUGAUGCAGAACAUGAACAACAUCAUCACGUUUCCGUUGGACAGUCUGCUGAAAGGAGACCUGAAGGGAGUGAAAGGGGACCUGAAGAAGUCGUUUGAUAAAUCCUGGAAGGAUUAUGAGACCAAACUAACAAAGAUUGAGAAGGAGAAACGAGAACACGCCAAGCAGCACGGCAUGAUUCGAACAGAGUUCAGUGGAGGAGAAAUCGCAGAAGACAUGGAGAAAGAAAGACGAAUUUUCCAGCUUCAGAUGUGUGAGUACCUGCUAAAAGUGAACGAGAUCAAGCAGAAGAAAGGUGUGGACUUCCUCCAGAACCUCAUCAAGUACUUCCACGCUCAGUGCAAUUUUUUUCAGGAUGGGCUUAAAACUGUGGAGAAUCUGAAACCGUCCAUAGAGCAGAUGGCUACAACCCUGACGUCGAUCAAACAGACUCAGGAUGGAGAGAGGAAGCAGCUGAGCCAGCUCCGAGAUGUCCUAAAGACGUCGCUGCAGACGGACCAGAAGGAGGACCUUCAGGCGAAGCAGAACGCAGGUUACAACCUUCAUCAGCUCCAAGGAAACAAAGCUCACGGCACUGAACGCUGCGGAUUCCUUUACAAGAGAAGUGAGGGGUUGAGGAAGGUGUGGCAGAAGAGAAAAUGUUCGGUUAAGAAUGGCUUCCUAACCAUCUCCCAUGGCACGCCCAACAAACCUCCUGCCAAGCUCAACCUGCUCACCUGCCAGGUGAAGAGUAAUCCUGAGGAGAGGAAGAGCUUCGAUCUGUUUUCACAUGACAGAACCUACCACUUCCAGGCCGAGGAUGAGGCUGAGUGUCAAGUCUGGGUGUCGGUGCUGCAGAACAGCAAGGAGGAGGCUCUGAACAUGGCCUUUAAAGGAGAUCAGAGUGAAGGAGAGAACAACAUUGUGCAGGAGCUGACCAAAGCCAUCGUCUCGGAGGUGAAGAAGAUGAAAGGCAACGACAGCUGCUGUGAUUGCGGUGCCCCAAGUCCCACGUGGCUCUCCACCAACCUCGGGGUCCUGAUCUGUAUCGAGUGCUCAGGGAUCCACCGGGAGAUGGGGGUUCAUUACUCCAGGAUCCAAAGUCUGGAGCUGGAUGUUUUGGGGACAUCUGAGCUGCUGUUGGCAAAGAAUGUAGGAAAUGCCAUCUUCAAUGACAUCAUGGAGGCCGACCUGGAGGCGCAGGGUGUAGCAAAACCGGAUCCAAAAAGUGACAUGCAAGUGAGGAAGGACUACAUCACGGCCAAGUACACGGAGAAGCGCUUCGCCCAGCGUCUGUGUGCCGACGCAGAGUCCAGGCAGCAGGCUCUGUACGAGGCUGUCAUGGACAGGGACAUCCAGUCGCUUAUCCAGGUCUACGCUGAGGGGGCGGACCUGAUGGAGGCCGUCCCGCAGCCCAACGAACACGAACCCGGAGAGACGGUGCUCCAUCUGGCCGUCAGAAUGGUGGACAGAAACUCCCUCCACAUCGUCGACUUCCUGGCUCAGAACAGCGGUAACCUGGACAAGCAGACGGCCAGAGGAAGCACGGCGCUGCAUUACUGCUGCCUGACGGACAACAGCGAGUGUCUCAAGCUGCUGCUGAGGGGGAAAGCCUCAGUGUCCAUCAUAAACGAAGCAGGAGAAACUCCUCUGGACAUCGCUAAACGUCUGCACCACACUGAGUGUGCAGAGCUGCUGACCGAGGCUCAGACAGGAAAGUUUAAUGUCCACGUUCACGUGGAGUAUGAGUGGUGUCUCCGAAACGAGGGGAUGGACGAGAGCGAGGACGAGGUGGAGGACAAGCCCAUUCCCAAAGCAACCACGCCCCGACGUGAGGAGCGUCCGGUUAGCUGCGUCGUUCCCAGCAGCGUCCUCGCGCAGCCCGGAUAUUUCGCGGUGGCUCGCGACGCCGCCUUCAUGGCUCGGGACAAGCUGAGACCUACAAACCAAAGCAGCACGUUCAGCAACGAGACUUACCAGGGCCUCCUGCCGCCGCCGGGACCAACCCCCCCGCCUCCCCCCAGAGUUCCAACCCGAGGUGCCGGUAAACACGCUCCGGUUGAAUCCGUAGGAAGACAGCGUUCCUCCUCCGACCCCUCCAACCCUAAGAACCCUGAGAUGAGUUCCCCUGUGUACGUGCCCCCAGCCGUCCCGCCUCCUCCUCCUCCACCGCCUUCUUUUAGGAGAUCCGGUAGGUUUGAGAGGAAGAAUGUGUCGGCAAAGGACACCCCCCUACCUCCUCUACCUCCUCCACCAGCUGGACGUCCACCCGGCCCACCAGGAGGACCUCUACCAUCACCGCCCCACUACAAACCUCCACCGCCCACCCCACCGCUCUCCAGCCAGCAGACUAGUAGACCGCCAGCACCGUUUGAACCUCCGUCGUCCAAGUCAACGAGACAGCCUCCUCACAGACCUCCAGUUAGGACUGCAUCUAUGAACAAGCCGGGUUUUCAGAAUCCUGAAAGUCUGGCUCCUCCUGCACCGAAACCCAGAACCGCCGCCUCUAAGCUGAAGGUGAAGAGGGUGAAGGCCAUCUAUGACUGCCGUGCUGAUAAUCCAGACGAGCUGACGUUCAGGGAGGGCGAGGUGAUCGUGGUGGAGGGCGAGGAGGACAACGAUUGGUGGAUCGGACACAUUGAAGGAGAACCAGACAGAAAAGGAGCGUUUCCCAUCACCUUUGUUCACUUCAUCACUGAGUGACCUGUUCAGUUCUGCAGAGUUAACAUCCUCCACCAGCUGUCCGACCGGAUAUAACCAGGAAAAAAAGCUCAAACUGGAUCGUCAGGCUUAUGUCCAGUAUUAUCUGAAAAGUCGAAAGCUUUAAUAUAAUUUGCUGAAAGCUGCAGGGCAACUGUUUGCAUCUCUAAAUUAUGUUUUUGCCUUGUUUAAACUUUGAGAAGUUUAUUUUAAAUCGACUUGAGUCCUGGAAAUAUUUUCGAAGAUGUUUAAAAUGAAAGUCGUGGAGCUUUAGCAUAGAGCUAGACGACAGGAAUGCUGUGUCUACGUUUGUAAAUAAAGAUUUAGGUGCGUUAUAUGUCUGCUGAGCAACAUGCAGGAGCUGUAACUGCAGGUAAAUUAAGAGGAUCAAGGGUGUAGAAAAUAUAACUGUUAAUUCUCAUUAGAGCUAAAUGCAAACAAAAAGAUGGGUUCCCCUAGUUUGGGAAAAUUUUAUCAGCUCCAGAAAAAAAUCUGGGGUUAUUAAUGAGAUAUAAAAACUUAACCGCAGCAAUUAAAGUGCCAAAACAUUGUAAAUACACUGGUUAACGCAAAAUGGAACUGGGAUUCAUGUUUCAUGUGGAGGAUCCGAAUACCGGCCGGCACCUUUGAGCUGAACUGGAAAGCUUUGGGGAAGCGAUCGUACGGACCGAUGAAAGGGACUCUUUCUUCUUCUACUGGCGGGAUCGAAGCUGAUCCUGUGUGUCAAUGUUUCAGGUCAAAAAAGUGGAAAACGUUUAACAUAUUUUCAACAUUUCUCCACAUAGAAACUGUGGGUGAGAGCGGCCAUUUUGGGUCAGGAAGGGGAAAAUACGAAACGGCUGUUAGAUUUAGUUGUUUUCGCUCUUCAAUAAAGACACUUUGAUGUAA